CAGCGAUUUGAUUGGUCAACGCAUCGAACCAAGCGCGAGAGUUUAAAAUUUAUCAUUUGAAAACUGAACAGUGUUGCAGCAAAAUAUUCUCCAUAAAAGUGAUCGCGGAGCUCGGAUUGCAGUCUGAAGAAUAGGCAAGAUGUCAGGUGUAAGUGGAGAUCAUGGCGUCUCCAGGAUCCCUGAGAUCUCUGUGCAGGAAGUGAAAGAUAUUUUCAAAACGCCACAACAGCCGCAUCACUUGACCACAAAGCCAGGAUUAAACAGUGGCAUGCUGGCAGACUCUGACAGCCUGAGGGUGAACUUUGAGAGCCUGAAAACCAGGAGUGGGAGCACAAGCACGCCAUUCCCAUCUCGAACAAAAUGUCCGCCUUCUGCCUCCCCCAGUGAUGAGAGUGGCGUGUUUGAUCUUAACGUGACAGCGUGUCUCUUUCCCAAAGCAUCUCAGCCUCGGUUAACGUACACUGACUCUGGCAUAGACUCAGGCUGCUCAACAACACCCUCUAGUGUAGAAAACAUGUGCGUGGAUUUAGCGUCUCCCAGCACAGAAUUGUCGACAUCUUUACAGGAGCAAAGGAUUGUGGGUCAUACAGAAAUCAAACCUUUAUGUCAUGCUGACAAAAUGUUUUCUCCCUCCCCACUCAACAUAUCAGUGCGUGGUAAGCCAACGCCAUCUAGGAUGACUCUCUUACACUACAGACUUCGUAGAGACUCAGGUAAUGAGACAAUGGAUUCGAGUUCUGAGGUGGAUCACACGCCUGAUCUCCUCACCGAUAAAACUGAAGCACAGGAAAUUAGCAACAGGACUUACUUCCAGCACCACAAAUUUAGCCAUAGCCUUGGUGAUAAUUUGGUUGCUAGGAACGUUUCAAGUGAGACAAAUAUUGAGACUAGACAAGGAAGCUACCCGGAAAAUCAGUUGAACUGUUGCAAAGCUAGUGCCCCAAACACGACUACUGAAAUUAGUGAUUCUGACUCAAAUCAAUCAGAUUCUAGAAGAAAUCAUUGCCAACAACUUCAUUCUUGCCAAAAUGUGAAAGAGCACAAUUCCGAACCCCACAAAAGGGUUCUUUUUGACUGUGUCAAGAAAAGUGAUAGGUCAGAUCAUGACCAGGGUUUUUCACCUCAAACUCAAUCAAGCCGGCCUGGAAACAAGAACACUUGUGAAACAGCAUCGCUGCUGCUUCAAAAAACCCCUCAGACAAACCGAGGUUCUCUGACAUCAUGCAGAACUUUAAUGCCACAGAAAGAAGACAUUUGGGAGAUGCUGACCCAAGGUAACCUAAUUCCUGGUGAGCCAGACCGUCUGAUUGGUCGGAAGAUGGGUCUGCAGAGCGUGGACAUUUUGUGGGAGCUGCACAUUCGUAACAUUGGCUGCGUGUCCACCAUCUUGGGUUACAUGGAGGGUGCUGACCUCUGCAGGAUGUGCCUUGUAAGCAGUGAGUGGAGGGAGAUUUGUGAGUUUCACCCUAAAGCUCAAGCUAGGAGAACCCAGUACAUGAAGCAUCUGAGAGCCAAGAGAAUCAGACUUGGAGCAGAAAAUGUCCUCAAAGACCUCAGUCCACGUAAGAACUCUAGCAGCAGCAGGCGGCAAGUCACUGAAGGCGCGGAGCCUCUUGGACAGGUUCAGGUGACAGGAAAGCCUCCGAGUCCUGUAAAAGAGACCCCUGAGAUGUCCAGACAUCAGCAGUUCUUCCAGGAAGGCAAAAAACUUCUGUGGGGCGAAAGUCUGCGCAAGUGUCCAAAAUGCCAAAGUCCAUCUCGCCUAAGUCCAGCCGAGGAAAGAGCAACAUGCACACGAAAGGGGUGUAGUUACGACUUCUGCACGAAGUGUUUUAACAAUUACCAUGCAGCGCAAAACUGCAGUACGUUUUCUCCAAAGAAAUCGAAGGCAGCUUCAGCGGUGGGAAGUAAGAAAAGUAAAAAGAAUCUCAGGAGGUUGUGAUGCCUUUUGUAUUUUAUUUAUUUAUUAUUUAUUUUUUUUUGCUAGGUGCUUCACGACAAAUAUGGUGCUUAUGUUAUCUGUAACUUGUGUCAGUUGUGUCAUCCGGAGCAGUUGUUUUAUCAAUAUAAAAAAUAAUGUCGUACUUAUUUUUGUAUUAUUUAUGUAGUUUUAUUUUUAGGGUUAGAUAUAACAUUUGCAGACAAAUCAGUUUUGUUUUGCCUUGUUCAUGAAUAAGUCUUGUAGUUAGAAUAAUCCUGCCAGACAACGGCUAAAACAUCAAGUUAAAUCCCUCAUUACUGUGACAAAUGUUUGUGAACAUGUGUGUGAGAAGUGAGAGAUGAAUUGUUGAGCUUAACGCAAAAUCAAAUGCUAGAAACAAUUAUUUAAUGUCAGAUCACCUGGACACUGUUUGUCCAAGAUUUAAAAUGGCAUAAUUUUUGCAAAACUGACGAGAUACUUCCAGAUUUGUGUUCAUUAAUGGGGAUAUUUUUUUCUGUCCCAAGCACGUAAAAAUCCUCUUUGCAUGUGGGAUUUGAUUUUAGUUUUUUUAAAUUAUUUUAGACAGCAAGAAUAGUUUUAUAGUUUAAACCUAUGUACAUACUUUUAUUUCUUUAUAAAAAUAUUUACAGUUUAAUUUUAA
Molecule: messenger RNA, 2582 nt
Organism: Lingula anatina
Lineage: Eukaryota; Metazoa; Brachiopoda; Lingulata; Lingulida; Lingulidae
Biological process (GO): regulation of mitotic nuclear division; negative regulation of meiotic nuclear division
Cellular component (GO): nucleus
Molecular function (GO): protein binding
Source: RefSeq, a predicted model, not a curated record